Messenger RNA from Notodromas monacha, 3217 nucleotides. NCBI's taxonomy places the organism in Eukaryota, Metazoa, Arthropoda, Ostracoda, Podocopida, Cyprididae. The record is from the annotation of a GenBank genome assembly.
AUGCGGACAUUAAUUGACAAAAUACCACGCAUUCUGAAAACGCUAGACGACGACUACUUCUUCGGGGCUUUCAACCGUUCGGACGGUGCCAACGUGAUCUUCUCUGCCGUCCUGUUUGCUCCAUUUCCAGUGUGGACCACGGAUGACGCGCGUUCCGACUCCGUCCACGGUCGGGAGAAGUUUGGAGGCAUUGGCGAGGGCCAUACAACAAAUCAAAUGCUCACAGUCACUGUUGCCAUCGAUUUCCAGCGAAUAAGUGUUUCUGCACUUAAACGGCGAACGAUUUUCGCCGCUGUUCCAACAGGCGAAUUGUACCCGACUUCGGGAACGAACCUCGCCUCUUGUGUGGACUGCAAUUCCCCGCAAAUAGAUUUCCCGACGACGUUCUACUUUUACAAUUCCCCAAAAGCAUUCGGCUUUGUCAACAACAAUGGUGGGAUUACAUUUGCCAGGUCUUCGGCUACUUUCAACGAGUUUUGUGGGACGCCUAGUUCGCAAACCUUCCAGCUCAUUGCUCCUUUCUGGGCCAGAACAGACACAACCAAGGGAGGCACGGUCAGUUACCAAGUCACUCAGAGUGCAACUGUUUUGGAGAAGGCAAAAACUGACAUUUCACUCGCCUUCCCUGGAGCUAGCGGGUUCAACCUGCGAUGGGCACUGGUGGUUACUUGGAACCAGGUCAGAGCUCAAUCGGCUAUCUCUGGCACCAACACUUUCCAGACUGUUCUGACCACAGAUGGAGUCAACUCAUUCGUCAUUUAUUAUUACAACAAUAUCGGCUGGGCGAAAAACUCAGACGCAGCUUUUGAUGCCAGAGUUGGGAUGGACCUUUUGGACGGAAACGCUGAUCACAAGUUGAACUUGGCUGGAUCUUGCACCUCAUCUAUUUCCAACAUCGCUAGCCAAUCCAACAUUGAUUCCCCCGGGAAGUUCGUCUUCAAAGUGGACGCAGUGAGUGCAGUACAGCCCAACGACUGCUCAUCAAACGCGUACAACAAUAACAUGUCAACGUCCGUUUCACCAUCCAACGUGGGCUUGUACGGCGGGGAAUUGGUAACACUGUCGGACGCCUGCGUGGACAUCACGAAGACCAACGUCCGAUGCGCCAUCGACGAUCCAAUGGGCAGUGGUCUCAUCUAUGGUACUGCUAAGGCUGUUGAUGCGAACUCCAUCCAGUGCCUGACCCCACUCUUGUUCCGGGUGGGUCGUGUGGACAUUUACUUCGAAUUCACUGGUACCAAUGGAGUCGAGGAUAUUGUUAUGAAGCGCAUCUUUGUGGCAGAAAAACCCGAUAAAACCAUUACCAUUGCUAAAACAUUGGUUGGCACCGUAACCCGCUGCGAAGUAACGUGGACCACGUCCUGGUUGACCAGUGCUUCCGUCGAAGUGAUUUUCCAGCCUUUCGACAGCAAAAUUGCCCCGAAAGUCCUCGCCACUGUCCCCAACACUGGCUCAACGUCAGUCGACGCCUCGCUAUUCUAUUCUGACCCAACAAAGGUCAUCGGCAACGUCGGGAUUCAAGCCGUGGGCUCGGGGUCAUUGCGACCCAAGGUUUGGGCCAAUAUGGAAGAAUUUUAUCACCUUUUUUGGCCAGGGGGGUAUGAAGCGGAUUGUGUGGAAUUUGUGAAGAAUACAGUGUUGCCAUACACUCCGGCGUCGUGCCCGCCAACUGAAGCACAAGCUAGAAUUGACCCAAGGUUCCUUAUUGAUGAAAAUGCGCCGAUUUACUACCAUCCGAAGGCGAAGGUUUGCUACAGUGCACUGGUACCAACUGUAACUGCCAUCCAAGAGUGCUGCUAUGACUCUGGAGGUCUCAUCAUUUGCAAAGGAACAGAUGGUGGAACAAGAAAAAGGGUUACCCCCAGGAGUUUGUACUGGCUGCAUUUUGAGUAUGACAUCAUUCCAUUCUACAUGUGUUGCAAAAACUCAAAAAUAAGCCAGACAGCCAAUGAAGAACACUGCAAAAGCUACUACACAAAGAGGCCAAGUGACUGUGGCACUAAUUACCAGCCCCCAAGACCUGGAGGCAUCAAUGGUGACCCACAUAUUGUAACCUUGGAUGGACUGGAUUAUACCUUCAAUGGCAAAGGAGAGUACCAUUUGGUGAAGGGACCAGAUUGCCAAAUUCAGGCAAGGUUUGGAACAACUGCAGCAGCCACUUCAGCAACAUUAAUCAAAGCUGUCUCCUACAAAUGCACCAGCAUGCCAAAAUCAGGUGUACAUCUUCAACAAUCAGAAAGUGGAACAGCAGUUCAAAUUUAUACCCAGGAUGGGGUGCCUCUCACUGUGACUGAUACAACUGCGUUGGAUGCAAAUGUAACAAUUACAAAAACUGGGCCCACAUCCUACUUGAUAUCUGGCACAGAUGUGGAUCUUGAAGUUGGACUCGCAGGGGGUGCCAUGUGGACCAAUUUCUAUGUGUCCCAAACCCACAAAAACAGGGGGACUGUCAAGGGACUGUUGGGUAACUUUGAUGACAACCCAAUUAAUGACUUGGUACCAAAAACAGGCAACGCUUUGAGCUUCAAUGCAGACCUGCGAACUAUCCAUAAUAACUUCGGUGAAACCUGGAGAGUGAGUGCAGCUGAGUCCACCAUGAUUUAUGUUCUGGGCAUGACCUAUGAGAAGGCAAAUGAUGCUACAUUCACACCCACCUUCACUGUUGCAGCAGACAAAUCCACAUUCCCUCUAACAGUCCAACUGGCUUGCCAGGACAACAAAGCUUGCUACUUUGACUACCAAGUUACCAAGGACCUGAGUUUAGCCAGUGGCACCAAAAGUACUCAGGAGAAACUUGCCAACAACAAAAAUACCUUGACUAAUGGAGCCACUUGUCCAGCACUAUCUUCUGUGGCCAAUGGUCAGGUGACCAGCAAUGGUCAGACAGUUGGCUCCACAGCUGUUUAUUCUUGCAAUGCUGGUUUCAACAUUUUUGGCUCUGCUGAAGUGACUUGCACUGCAUCUGGAGUUUGGAGUGGGUCUGCAGAAUGUUUGUCUGUCCCUACAGCAGGAAAAUUGCGACACCUCAAUGUUUGGCUGGCCAGAGUGCUAGACAGGUUGCUUGAUGGUCAGUCCAUUUGAAUCACAGGGAAAUGAUUUUAUGUUAUUUAUGGUUGCUCCCCAGCCAAGGUGGGAUUUUGUUGUUGCAGAAACAAGAUUUGCGUGUUUAAAUCUUGCCGUGAGAGAAAUAAAAAGGGGAUUUUUUGCGUGCUGUGAA